AUGUCUUCGGAGGUCCUCGUGUCGCCCAAUCGUCAGUCCGCAGGUGUCAUCAAGAGGAAGCGUGUCGUCGACGUGGGACAGAAAACUGUGGAUCAAAUGAACGAACUUGCGCGCUAUGUGAACACCAAGGGACCCUGUGCUAUAUGUAAUACACCGGGGACUGUUGUGACAUUGACACAGAUUAAGAAGCGGAGGCGAAAAUUCAUGCACCACUGGUCCAAGCAUGGUACGGAGACCGCGAAAAGAUCUCCUGAGCUAUGGUCUGCAGACGCCUCGACGCCUCCUUUGGGCCAUGUCAUCAAGCCGAAGGCAGUCUCUUGGACGGAACAUCGUGAGACUGAGGGCGAAAUAGCAGCUCUCCAUACACAGCGCGAAGUGGGCUUGGACCUAGUGAGCAACGACACUGGCGCUUUCCUGCUGCUUGUCAGCGUUGUGGCUCUCGUCGUGGGCGUCCUGGUGAUUAUCAAAGCCACUGAGAACAGCGUCAAGGAGUACCUCUGUCUAGUCACUCCGGCAGCCUCCAUGGACAGUGCCUUGCAGAUGGCGAGCGAAGAGCUGGAGCUCGAGGGGGGCGUUCAAGAGCCGACGGAAGGCAAGCGGCUGGAUGGCGAGGAAGACAAGCAGGGACUUCUGGAUUCGCCCCUAUGGUCCGGACAGGACCGGGCGGCCCGCAAGAUCCAGCGGUGGUACCGGCAAUGCCAGGCUAACCACAGGGAGGGACGGGACCAAGCGCGCAGGAAGCGCACUGACCGCUGGGUCCAGUCUCUCCGCGCUUUUCUAAGUCGCCUUCAGAAGCGGUGGCAGAAGAGGCGCGUGGACAGGCCCUCGGAGACUCCGGCCGACAGACCGCUGCCGGCACUCACAGCGGCGCCCUGCACGACCGUCGACUGCCCCCUUAGCGAGCCGAGCCGAGGACCCAGCGACACGGAGCUGCACACCGCGGACGGGCCGAGCACCUGCAACUCCCGGUGCUUGCUCAGCGGACAUUCGCAGCGCAGCGACGGAGAGCGGGUUGUGCAGCACUGCAGCAGUGCCCCAGUGACGGCCCCUCACAUCCCUUCUCGGCCGCUAAAUUAA
Molecule: messenger RNA, 1077 nt
Organism: Ixodes scapularis (black-legged tick)
Lineage: Eukaryota; Metazoa; Arthropoda; Arachnida; Ixodida; Ixodidae
Exons: 5
Coding region: 1-1077 (358 amino acids)
Source: RefSeq, a predicted model, not a curated record